This is a messenger RNA of Diabrotica virgifera virgifera (western corn rootworm), 1865 nucleotides long. RefSeq names its product transcription factor Dp-1 (gene Dp). The coding region runs from base 338 to 1768 and encodes 476 amino acids. The transcript has 10 exons. Gene Ontology annotation, molecular function: RNA polymerase II transcription regulatory region sequence-specific DNA binding; DNA-binding transcription factor activity, RNA polymerase II-specific. NCBI's taxonomy places the organism in Eukaryota, Metazoa, Arthropoda, Insecta, Coleoptera, Chrysomelidae. Gene Ontology annotation, cellular component: transcription regulator complex; nucleus. Gene Ontology annotation, biological process: regulation of transcription by RNA polymerase II; regulation of cell cycle. The record is from RefSeq and is a predicted model, not a curated record.
CAAAGGCUUUGUACCGCCGCCAAGCUGAUUUCAGAAUGUAUUUGCACGAAACAGCCGAACUUUGUGAAGCUUUGGAAGUGCAUAACUUAUAUUAAUCAUUUAAAUUUCUGAAACAUUUAAAAGUACAAUAAUCAGUGGAUUAUAGGAACAAAUAAAAUUAAAUUUCGGUCCAACGGAUUUGCCGUAUCGAGCUUUUGAAAUAUGGUAUUAUUCCGUCGCCAUUUUGACUAAUCAGAACUUUGUGCUGUUAGUUUGUUAGGUAUAUUUAGAAAUUUCGGUGCGGUUUGUAAACUUUUUAAAGACUAUUUGAUUUCGUUGAUUUUCGAAGAUUGUGAAAAUGACACAGCAAACAAAUACAACGAACUGGGUGAUACAGGGGACGAAUGGUCAACCACAAAUGAUAAAAAUGAUGCCAUUGUCAGGAGUCUCAGGAAAAACUUUCAGUGGUAUAAUGACUUCUGCAAUGAGUGGACAACAACUAAAAAUUAUUAAGACAUCUCCUGCUACUAUAGCUGAUGAAACUCAACAGAUAUAUGCAUCUAAUAUAUCACCUGCAAAUCACAUUUUACGGACGAUAGGAGGGUCUAGAGUAGUUACAAAAACCGUCCCUCUUCAAGUAAACAAAUUGCCAAGUGGAUUAAAGACCAUAAAGCUGGCAACCUCCCAGAUGCCCGGCAUCAAGAUUAGCCCUGCAGCCAACUCAAUAAAAGUCCAACUAUCACCACAGCUCAAUUCUACUUCGACCACGGUACCUGUAUAUACAUCUCAGCCAUCAACAAUGCCCAAAAAUAGUACUCCCCCAAUUUUAUCAAGAAAACGACAGGAUCAUGUUGAACUGGACUAUGCACCUGAAUCGAAAAGGCCGCGAAAAUCAGACAAAGUAGGAAAAGGGCUCCGUCACUUUUCAAUGAAGGUUUGUGAGAAGGUACAACAGAAGGGGACCACUACUUAUAAUGAAGUAGCAGAUGAACUAGUUACGGAAUUUACGAAUUCAACAAAUAAUAGCCUGGCUGAUCAAUAUGAUCAAAAAAAUAUUAGGAGAAGGGUAUAUGAUGCCUUAAAUGUUCUAAUGGCAAUGAAUAUUAUUUCUAAGGAAAAGAAAGAAAUUAGAUGGAUAGGCCUUCCAACAAAUUCGCUCCAAGAGUGCCAUCAACUUGAAAAGGAUGUACAAAAGAAGAUAGCCUCAAUAGUUGAAAAGGAAAAACAAUUAACGGAAUUAAUUCUAAACCAAAUUGCUUUUAAAAAUUUGGCACAAAGAAAUAGGGAUAACGAAAAAUUCUAUGGGGCACCCUCUUCGAAUUCUUCCAUUCAGCUGCCUUUUAUUGUUGUCAAUACUAAUAAGAAGACUGUUAUUAGUUGUAGUAUAUCAAAUGAUAAGAGGGAAUAUGUCUUUCAGUUAAAUGACACAUUUGAAAUAAAAGAUGAUAUGGAAAUAUUAAAGUCAAUUGGAAUGUUAUCGGGUUUAGACACUGGUACCUGUUCUCUAGAGAGUUUAGAAAAGAUCAAGGGCUUAAUUCCUGAAUCCAUGUGGCCAUAUUUAGACAAAAUAUACAAUGGUACUCAUCAUUCAUUGGAACAACUUCUCGACGAAGCUAACGCAGGCACUAGCUCCCUCUCGAUGCUCAACGCUGAUGAGUUCGUCGAAGCACGCCUGGACGAAGAGAAUUCGCGCCAAUCCUCGAGUUUUGAUCCUCUGUCACCAAGUCCUCACGAGUUUUCAGAAGACGAAGCCGAAUCUGACAUUUCCAGCGACAACGAUGUCCAUUAGUAUUUAUUAUAAUUCGUCUCACUGAAAACACGGAGAUUUUUACCUAUUUUGUUAUUCUUCUUCUUAAUAACAAAUGAAAAGAUUGGUUGAAAAUGUG